Molecule: messenger RNA, 450 nt
Organism: Macrosiphum euphorbiae (potato aphid)
Lineage: Eukaryota; Metazoa; Arthropoda; Insecta; Hemiptera; Aphididae
Source: the annotation of a GenBank genome assembly
AUGGACGUUUCUAUGUCAGCCACCGCCACCUCUAUUCCCGUGUAUGCUCAAUGCGAACUUCGCGCCGUUAUUCGAUUUUUGCAUUCAACGGGUGAAACACCAAUAUCCAUUCAUCGAAAACUUUGUCAAACAUAUGGUACGAGUUGCAUGUCUUUAAAAAAUGUUAGAAAGUGGUGUAGAGAAUUUUCAGGAGGUCGGACGGAAGUUCAUGAUGAACAAAGAAGUGGAAGACCUUCGAUUUCAGACGAGUUGAAAGAACAAAUUGAAAGAGAGCUUCGUGAAGAUCGACGAGUGACGGUUCGAGAUCUCGAACAAAGAUUUGAGUUGUCAAAAAUCACCAUUCAAAGGUUUUUUAAUGAUAUGGGCUAUCACAAAUGUUGUGCUCGGUGGGUGCCUAAAAUGUUUUUAUUAAAUUGGAAAAUAUACAUGGCCACACAUCAGCAUAUUUGA